UGGCAUAUCAAUCACCCAAUUGGCGAUUUCAAGAAGCAAAAGCAGAAGAUAUUCUCAAUAAAUUCAGGCAAAUAAACAGCCAGUAGAAGAUCCAAUAGUAGCGGUGGCUCCUCUCACUCGAAUUUUCACAGACAACAACCCACAAGGUCAUGGACUUCACUUCCCCUUCCAUUGGCUUCAUCUUCAUCUUGGCCUUCAUCAUAUCCAUCCCGAGUUCACUUUCCGUACCGUUCAUUGUACUCCAUGGCAUUGGAGAUCAGUGCUCUAAUCGAGGAGUUAAACAGUUUACAGAGGAACUGAGGAACUUUUCUGCUACUGAAGGAUAUUGCAUAGAAGUUGGGGAUGGAACAUGGGAUUCCUGGUUUCUGCCUCUUGAGGAACAGACCAGAAUUGUUUGUGACAAGGUAAAAGAAAUGGAAGAACUGAGACAAGGUUACAACAUUGUUGGUCUCUCCCAGGGUAAUUUGAUUGGCCGAGGUGUUGUAGAAUUUUGCAUCGAUGGACCUCCUGUUAAGAAUUUUAUCUCUUUGGGAGGACCUCAUGCGGGUACUGCUUCGGUGCCUCUUUGUGGUUCUGGUAUAUUUUGCAUUAUUGCAAACAAGCUACUGAAAUCAGAGAUCUAUUCUGACUAUGUCCAAGCUCACUUGGCUCCCAGCGGUUAUCUUAAAUUACCAAAUGCAAUGGCUGACUAUUUAGAAAAAUGUAAGUUUCUUCCAAUGCUCAACAAUGAACGACCGGAUGGGAAAAACUCCACUCUCAAGGAAAGGUUUAGUAGCUUAGAGAACCUGGUGCUUAUCAUGUUUGAGCAUGACACUGUUUUGAUACCUAAGGAGACCUCAUGGUUUGGUUAUUACCAAGAUGAUACCUUCAAAUCAAUUUUAAGUCCACGACAGACCAAUCUCUAUAAGGAGGACUGGAUCGGUUUGAGAGCCUUGGAUGAAGCUGGAAGGGUCAAGUACAUCAGUGUUCCAGGAGGUCAUCUCGGAAUCUCCACGAGCGACAUGAAGAAGCAUGUGGUACCUUACUUGAACAGUUCAGCAUCAACAGAGAUUGGAAAAAAGGAAGGUAAUGAUCCGAGAAUGAGUGGAGUUCAACAUGGAAUGCCUCUUUUGGAUGAGAAAGCAUCAACUGAACUUGUUCUAGAAGGAUCAUCAUCAUACAGAUGGCCCUUACCAGUCAAGACUUUGUUCAGUGAACUUCUUGGGCUAACAGAAGACGAGUCACUGCCUUAGCCUUGACUAAAGAUUAAUUAUUUGGUGAACUCAAACAAUAAACUCAAAAAUUAAGCUAUAUGUACAGUAAUUGAAAUUUAUUCCUUGCCUGUCACUGAAAUGGUUAUACUAUCUCUGUAAAUAAAAUUGCUUGCGAUUGUUACCACAACAUA
Messenger RNA from Prunus avium (sweet cherry), 1384 nucleotides. RefSeq lists its product as uncharacterized. Lineage: Eukaryota; Viridiplantae; Streptophyta; Magnoliopsida; Rosales; Rosaceae. Gene Ontology annotation, cellular component: intracellular membrane-bounded organelle. Gene Ontology annotation, molecular function: thiolester hydrolase activity. The record is from RefSeq and is a predicted model, not a curated record.